AGUAAUUUCCGCUUUAAAUCUGACAACUUUGAGGUUGAAAGUUGGACGAAGUGCAGCUGCCGGACCUUCACGAUGACCCAGACAAGUUUCAGGGACUGUCAGGCGUGGAAAGCUGAGGGCCUGACUCUGUCCACCAGCAGCAACGAGGCUUGCAAACUGUAUGAUGCCAUUCUCACACAGUAUGUAAAAUGGAGAAAUGAUGAAACCUUGGGUGGAAUUGAAGGAAGCAUCUCCUCCAUGCAGACAGCUGACCCUGACUUUGUUAUGGGUCAUGUGAUCAGUACGGGGUUGGAGCUGGUAGCGACAACGAGCAGCACCCGGCUGAAUGAACGUCUGGCCAGCGCUGUGAGGCGAACGGUGGAGCUCGCCAGCAGCCAGGACAUCUCACCCCGAGAGAAGCUCCAUGUCAGAGCAAUGGAGCUCUUCUCACACGGAAAUUAUCCAAAAGCCUGUGAGGUGUGGGAAGAUAUUCUGGUUGACCAUCCCACGGAUAUGUUGGCUCUCAAAUUUUCCCAUGAUGCCUACUUCUACAUGGGAGCCCAAACGCCGAUGAGGGACUCUGUGGCCAGGGUGCUUCCCCACUGGAAACCUCACAUGCCUCUGUCUAGCUAUCUGAAGGGGCUGUAUUCCUUUGGCCUCCUUGAGACUCACUUCUACGACCAGGCUCUGAAAGUGGCAAUGGAGGGCCUCACUCUGACCCCAGACGACGCUUGGUCUGUCCACUCUGUAGCCCAUGUCCAUGAGAUGAGGGCGGAGGUGGACAAAGGCUUGGUGUUUAUGGAGAGCAGAGAAAAAGACUGGCAGGUAUCUGACGUUCUGGCCAGUCACAACUACUGGCAUUGGGCUCUUUACUUCAUUGAGAAGGGGCAAUAUGAAGCUGCUCUGCAAAUAUAUGACACUCAGGUAUUCAAACGUUUGAAAGCCUCUGGAUCCAUGCUGGACACCGUGGAUGCCUGUUCAAUGCUCUGCAGAUUAGAACUGGAAGGUGUGUGUGUAAAGGACCGCUGGCGUGAACUGCUCCAGAUUACCCAGCCUCACACUGAUGAUCACGUGACUUUGUUUAACGACCUCCACUUUCUUAUGGCUUCUCUGGGAGCUAAAGAGACCAAAACUACUCAGCAUCUGCUUCAGGGCCUCCAGGAAUUAGCUAAAGAACCUGGUGACAAUCAGCAGCAUCAGCUGGCUGAGAGUGUCGGCAUAGCGAUGUGUAAGGCUAUGAUGGAGUAUGGCCAGGGCAACUACCAGCAAGCGGUGGAGCUACUGUACCCCUUACGCUACCGCAUGGUAGACAUAGGUGGUAGUGAUGCACAGAGAGAUCUGUUCAGUCAACUGCUUAUUCAUGCAGCCAUGAAAUCAGAGAGUAAGCAUCACCAGAAGCUGGGAAGAUGUCUUCUGGUGGAGCGCGAUGCCAUGAGACCCAACUCGCCUCUGACCCAGCGCCUGAUGCACAAAGCUCUGGCUCUUCAUGACUAGAGUGAUUGCAAGGUGUGCGAGCAGUUUCUGUAUGAAAACAUCAAAGCAUCAUUGUGAUCUGAUGUUCUGCUGUUGUGCUUUAGGAGACUUCCAGCGAACUUGAUUCUGUUGAACUAUACAGCUCUUUUCUUGGCUUUGUGGCCUUUUGAAUAUGAAAUCCUAAAAUGUGCAAUUGUUUCUUAAUAAAUAAUCUAGUAAAAAAUAUGAAAAUAUAUAAAUGAAGUUUUAUAUUGUAAGAUUCCUCUUUUUAAUUGUUGUUUAUGCUUCAAUAAUGUCAUGUUAUCACUGCCUUGUCAAUAUUUUGUAAAUCACCGAUGUGUAUGAAGCUUACAUUAACUGUAAAAAUGUUGGGAAAUAAAUAAAAGAAGCGCCAUUAACUGGUGUAACAGGCUGCAAAGUAGCUUUAGAAAGUGGUUGUGUUGUUCUGUAUGGCUGGAAUAAGAAAUAGUUCAGUGUAGUCGCUGAUGGGAAGUGAAACUAGCUGCUUGAACCAUGUUGUUUUUCCAAGUAAGCACAAAAUGGUGAGGAAGUACUAACUACAUUUACUAACUAGAAGUACAUACAGUCGAUCAGUGAGUUGAAUUACGUGUUUUUGUUUCUCAAGUCUUUUAUGACUUGAGGAGUGCAGAACUUUGUGACUGUGUAAACAGUGUUUUAAUGUCAAUGUAUUUUCUAUGUGCAACAAUGUGUUUGAAAGCAUGUUAAAUAAAGA
Messenger RNA from Melanotaenia boesemani (Boeseman's rainbowfish), 2185 nucleotides. It is a transcript of the gene ttc38, whose product is annotated as tetratricopeptide repeat domain 38. Gene Ontology annotation, molecular function: protein binding. Lineage: Eukaryota; Metazoa; Chordata; Actinopteri; Atheriniformes; Melanotaeniidae. The transcript is spliced from 14 exons. The record is from RefSeq and is a predicted model, not a curated record. Bases 73 to 1473 code for a protein of 466 amino acids.